CACGCUCCCCCCAGCCCUACCGGUUACCACUUUGCGCCGCUACACGAUCGAAUCGAUCAACGCCAGAAACACACCUCUCUCUAUAAGUUCCUCCUCCACUCAUCACUUCUCCUCGCUCCGAGCGAUCGAUCAAACCGCGCGCUAGUACAGAGUAUAGACAGUACACACACAUCAGAGCUUCUUCAUCGGGGAUCAUCUCGGCGUCCGGUGCUGCGAUCUGAAUCUCCUCAUGGCCUCGAUGGCGUCUCUGUUGAUCCGUAUCUCGGCGCUCCUCAUCGCCUUCCUCGCCGUCUGCUGCCCGGCGUCGCUCGCGGCACCGCCGCUGGGGAAGCGGUACAGGGUCGGCGGCCCCGAAGGGUGGCGCGUGCCGCCGCCGGUGGACAAGGAGAUGUUCUACGUCAAGUGGGCGUCACCCAUCACCUUCUUCGUCGAGGACUCCAUCGAGUUCGUGUACAAGAACGACACGGUGAUCAAGGUGAGCAAGGCGGGGUACUACCACUGCAACGAGACGGUAGGGGUCGGCACCGGCCCCGUGCCCAAGGACGGCAGCACGCUCUUCCUCCUCGACGCGCCGGGCUUCGCCUACUUCGCCAGCGCCGACCUCGGACACUGCGCCGACGGCCAGAGGCUCAUGAUCAACGUCCUCGCCGCCGAGCCGCCCGCGCCGGCAUCGUCGUUGGCCCCAGCGCAAGCCCCGACAGUGGCGCCAUCGCCUCCGCAGCCAUCGGCGUCCUCGUUCCCUCCGGGGCCUGGCCCGGCGCCGUCCAUGGAGUACUCGUCCGCCGCGGGGACCUCGUUCCUGCCUUCGUUCGCUUGCGCCGUUCUAUCAGCUGCAGUGAUGGUGCUAGCCGGUUUUGUUUGAGCAAGGUGAUCUAGUAGGGCACGUAAACCUAUUAGUUAAUUAGCUAGUACGGGUAGUUUAAUUGUUGAUGCGUGACUGUGUGUGAUUCAAUUGUGAUGAUCAGGUGCCAUUGGCAUAUCUAGGGCGUGGUUAAUGAGGAUUAGGUCAGUGAUCAAAAUCGUUUUGAUGUAUCCGCGUACUCUGUUCCCUUGUGUUAGUAACAAUAACUGUAUUUUACAUACUCGUGUCUCUGUCUGUUCCAUCUAAGAAGCUGAAUGCAGACUCGAAUUUUAGAUGAAAA
Messenger RNA from Lolium perenne, 1142 nucleotides. Its product is annotated as early nodulin-like protein 17. Lineage: Eukaryota; Viridiplantae; Streptophyta; Magnoliopsida; Poales; Poaceae. Gene Ontology annotation, molecular function: electron transfer activity. The record is from RefSeq and is a predicted model, not a curated record. Gene Ontology annotation, cellular component: plasma membrane.